Vidua macroura (Pin-tailed whydah) is the source of this 727-nucleotide messenger RNA. RefSeq names its product cytochrome c oxidase assembly factor 5. Bases 221 to 448 code for a protein of 75 amino acids. Gene Ontology annotation, cellular component: mitochondrion. Gene Ontology annotation, biological process: mitochondrial respiratory chain complex IV assembly. Lineage: Eukaryota; Metazoa; Chordata; Aves; Passeriformes; Viduidae. The transcript has 3 exons. The record is from RefSeq and is a predicted model, not a curated record.
CGGCCCGCGGCGCGACCCCCGCCCCGUCCGGCACCGCCACCGCGGCCGCCGCCCGCAGCCUUCCGGCACCGUCCGUGGCGCAGGCGCUCGGAAUCCUUCCCGGAGCCGCCCCGUCCCUUCCUGCCCCCGCCGGAAGCGGCCGCAGCGCCCGGGAUGGCGGCGGCGGUCGGCGGUGGCCGCGGGGCGGGCGGCAGCAGGGCGUAGCGCCGGGCUCGCCGCCAUGCCCAAGUACUACGAGGAUAAGGAGGAGGACGGGCGCGCCUGCAGCGGCGUGAGGGAGGACCUGCGGCAGUGCCUGCUGGAGAGCCCCUGCGUCCUGCAGGAAAACAAAAGCCCUAAGCAAUGCUUGAGGGAAGGACACUGUAGGAGUUUGCAAGUGACAUUCUUUGCAUGCAAAAGAUCAAUGUUGGAUACCAGGGCAAGAUUCAGAGGAAGGAAGGGAUACUGAAGUCCUCAUCAAGAGACCUCACCAUGGAACUUCGGGGUUCAUCAGCACUCUACACAAAACAGAGACUAAAAUAAGAAGAUGGUACCUGCUGCAUCCUUUCAUGCAGUGUUUUCAUGGAAGGUAGCUACUCCUGAGUAUUCCAACAGAUUGACCUGGAUGUGCAUUUAAAUGUUAAAAAGAAGGCAAGCAUAAUGCUGCAAAUUCUGGCCAAAAUGGGUACCUGUCAUGUACUUGCAAUAAAAAUGUGAAAUCCAGAAUAAGCUGCAGAAGUUAAAAUUC